This is a messenger RNA of Salvia splendens (bonfire salvia), 2107 nucleotides long. RefSeq names its product protein WEAK CHLOROPLAST MOVEMENT UNDER BLUE LIGHT 1-like. The transcript has a single exon. Gene Ontology annotation, biological process: chloroplast accumulation movement; chloroplast avoidance movement. Lineage: Eukaryota; Viridiplantae; Streptophyta; Magnoliopsida; Lamiales; Lamiaceae. The record is from RefSeq and is a predicted model, not a curated record. Bases 7 to 1815 code for a protein of 602 amino acids. Gene Ontology annotation, cellular component: cytosol.
CUGUGAAUGCAGAGACGGAAGUACAUUGAGCAAGAGCUCGAUAAAGCACGGGAGGAAAUGCCGUCGUAUAAGCAACAAUGUCAGGCCGCGAACGAGGCCAAAAUUCAAGUCCUGAAACAGCUAGAAAGCACUAAAAGACUGAUUGAAGAGUUAAAGCUUAAUCUUGAAAGAGCACAAACAGAGGAGCAGCAAGCAAAACAGGAUUCUGAACUUGCGAAGCUGAGGGUGGAAGAGAUGGAGCAAGGGAUUGCUGAUGAGGCUAGCUUUGCUGCAAAGGCACAGCUUGAGGUCGCCAAGGCACGACACGCUGCUGCAAUUGCGGAGCUCAAAUCUGUCAAAGACGAGCUCGAGCAACUCAGACGAGACUAUGACUUACUGAUAGAUGAGAAAGAAUCAUCUGAGAAAAAAGCUGAAGAAGCUCACUUUGCUUCUAAACAAGUUGAGAAGUCAGUCGAGAGUUUGACAAUCGAACUCAUUACUCUGAAGCAGUCGCUAGAUUCUGCACAUUCUGCACAUCUGGAGGCAGAGGAGCACAGAAUCAGAGCAGUUAUGGCUAAGGAGCAAGACAGUCUUAACUGGGAGGUGGAACUGAAACAGGCUGAGGAGGAGCUCGAGAAACUAAACCAGCAAAUGAUUACAACGAAAGAAUUGAAAUCAAAGUUGGCUGAUGCUAUGACACUGCUGCAGGAUUUGAAGGCUGAAUUGGCUGCUUAUAUGGAAUCCAAAUCAGAUGAAACCGGCGAUCCACUUAAAGAGCCCGCGACAAAAACUCGCGCAGACUUUGAGAAUGCUAUCAAUGCAGCAAAGAAGGAGCUUUCAAAUGUAAAGCUCAAACUCGAGAGAGUAACAAAGGAGGAAAACAUUUUGAAGGUGGCCUCCGCAUCAUUGAAAUCACAACUCGAGAAUGAAAACGUGGAGCUUCAGGCCAUCCAGGAGAGGGAAGGAACAGCAUCCGCUGCAGCUACGUCUCUCCACGCGGAGCUGAACAGGAUCAAGUCCGAAAUCAAUGCCAUACGGAUGAAGGAGGAAGAGGAAAGAGAGAAAUUGGUUGAGCUUCCCUUGCAAAUGCAGAACGCAUCUGAAGAAGUAGAACAAGCAAAGGAGCUAGCAAGAACAGCUGGUGAGGAGCUCAAGAAAGCGAAAGAUGAAGCAGAUGAGGCAAAGGCAGGUGUGAGCACAAGGGAGGGAAAACUGUGCGCAGUUCAGAAAGAAAUUGAAGCUGCAAAGGCAGCCGAGAGGCUGGCACUGGCAGCUAUAAGCGCAUUGCAGGAAAGUGAAUCUGCUCAAAGGAACGUGGACGAGGAUUCAGUAAAUGGAAUCACAAUAUCUUUAGAAGAGUAUUACGAGCUGAGCAAGAGGGCACAUGAAGCCGAGGAGCAAGCAAACACGAGGGUGGCUGCAGCUAUGUCUCAAAUAGAGGCGGCCAAGGAGUCGGAGCAGAAGAGCUUGAAUAAACUGGAGGAAGUGAGCCAGGAUAUGUCUAAGCGGAAGGAUGCAAUUGAGAUUGCAUUGCAGAAAGCCGAAGCAGCCACAGAGAGGAAACUGGGCGCUGAAGAGGAAUUACGAAAGUGGAGAGCUGAUCACGAACAGAAACGGAAGAAUGCUGAGUCCGGUACCUCAGCCAUAAAUACCGGUAAAAGUUCAAAAGAUGGGAAAGAUUCUAAGAAUCAAAAGUCUCCCAAGUCGGGCACCAGCAAAGGCACAGACACUCAAGAUGGGAAAGCUGGAAAGAAGAAGAAGAAAUCAUUCUUCCCGCGAAUCUUCAUGUUCCUGGGAAGAAAGAAGUCAUCGCAUUCGUCUUCGAAGGGAGAGUAAUCGAUCUUUCUCAUUUACAACCAUUAUUGCUUCACUAUAGCUCUGCCACUAUGAUUCAACCAAAUUGAAUUAUACUCACUAUAUGUCAGGUUUAUAGGAGAGGACCAGAGUGACUGUUAAGACUGUUAUGUUAUCAUCUGUUGUAGAAAUACUCUCUGUAAAUCUUUGAAUGGCCUACUAGAAAUUCAAAUUUUUAAUGAAUAAUUUAGUGAUUUAUGGCAUUCAGAAAAUGAGAAGUCAUCAUCCUCUUUGACAAGUUGAUCACAACCCACAUUAUUUUCUUCUCUUUCAA